Messenger RNA from Cherax quadricarinatus, 2525 nucleotides. The record is from RefSeq and is a predicted model, not a curated record. Lineage: Eukaryota; Metazoa; Arthropoda; Malacostraca; Decapoda; Parastacidae.
GAAGCAGCUUCUUCGUAUCAUCUAAUUUCUUAUAUAUUAUUUAAUUUCCACUUUGUAAUAAUAGUUUCUUGUUUUAUAGUCAAUGGGAAGGUAAUGUUUGUGCCGUGUGACUCAAAAAUUCAAUUCCAAGUGCAAAUAAAUCACUUUUAUUCUCUUCAUUGAUGUCUCUACAGCAGUGUUUACAGAAUGGAAAAUAUGUCUGGCCAAUCAGCAGACACCUUGGGGGAUCAUUUCACACUUGUCGUGUCAUGAACUACCAUUCAGCAAUAAAAGAAUUGAACAUAAGUUUCUCAAGUAAAAUAACAGUAAAUGUCACAAAUUUUCAUGUUCGACAUUUAUGCAAUAGUGUGGCACCAGGAGACCUGCCAGAGCUGCCCAGAAAUCUGUACAUACAACCAGUAGGUGACAAAGCCAACAGCAUGCCUAAAGACAUAUUCAGGAAUAAAACAGAAAUGUCUAGUACUGAGUGGGAAGAGACAAUUGCAUUUAUUCUUCAAGAGGAUUCACAAGUGACUGUGCAUUGUUGUGAUGCUGUGGUGAUUAAGAAGUGCUUGCAACAUUGUAACUAUUCUCUUGCAAACUCCUACUUGGACCACAUAGCAAGACAGGGACGAGAACCUAACCUGGCCACACUUGGGGCGUAUCUACAGCUGUGUGGUCAGGUUGUGGACCAGUGUGGAGAGGAAAAGAUAUUCGAGGUCUACCAGAGGAUAACUAGUCAGGUUAAGGUACUGGACUCCACACUAAGUAAAAGUGCUAUUCUGGCCUUGUCAUCAACACGUGAGUGGAAAAAGGCACUAAAACAUCUGCCCAUAAUCAGGAAGAUGUCAGAGAUCUGUAGAAGUACAUACAGUGCCAUCAUUGCAAGUGCCUUCAGGAACGGGGAAUACGACACUGGGUUUCACUACCUAGAUGUUAUGUGGCAAGAAAACAAGUUACCCACGGAUCAGGUGUUCUUGGAAUGGGUCAAACAGUGCACUGCUCUUAAAACAACUGAAGAGAAGAAGGCAAUGAUGGAAACUCUGUUUCACAAACUUGCUACAUAUGAAAUUUUUCCUACACUGCCUGUUAUUCAGGAGAUUGACUUAAUGUAUAAAGAACACUUAGCUUGGUUUAGCAGCUAUGUGACGAUACCCUCAAGUGGUAAAUGUCCAGCAUGUGGAGGUCAGCUGAAGAGUCCUGAACUUGAUGAAGAGGAAUUUAAACAAUUACAGAAAGAGUUUAUGCCCCGAGUCCUACAUGGAUCAGACAUUUUUCUUUCAACUAGCCCCAAAGAAUGGAAGAUCUUUCAAGAGUUUGUAGACAAACACAAACCUUUCACAACUGUAGUCGAUGGUCUUAAUGCAUCAUAUUCAUCUGGUUUGAUUAAUAGCACACCUGGCAAACGUGUUAAUUUUGUAAGUAUAUGCAUGACCAAAGAUGACGGAUUCUUCAUAUAUGCUGCCCUCCAAUCUGGAUAUGGAACUAAAGUUGUAACUAAUGACUUGCUACGAGACCAUCUGUUUCGUCUGGGACAGACAACACUGAGAGAGACUUUCCGACGUUGGCAGAGAAUUCACCAGAUAAUGAUCAUUCCAUCACUUUCUGGUGCCCAUGUAUUGUUUCCUGCAGUCUUUAACACCAGUGCCCAGUGUGGAGUAAAUGGUGGCUGGCACAUCCCAUAUGAUGACAAAACCCCUCGUCACUCGUACCAGCUGCCUACCACUUGGAUUUGCCUACAACCAACACCUACAAGGCAGAAUAUACAAUUCUCUCAAGUCAAAAAUGCACGUAAAAAUGAGGUUAAAGACAGUGUUGCUCAAUAUAUGGAAAAUACACAGUCAAGGAGACAGCCUAGGAAAUAUAAUUUUGACCAGAGUGAUAGUAUGCAGCAAGAAAAAAUGAGAACAUCAAGAGCGACAAAUUUCAAGCACUCAGGAACGUCAAUAUCAAAGGAUCUCAAGCAGAGGCUCCUAAGAAAUAUUAAUGGGUCUGUGUCAAGAAAAAAUAAUAGAAAAAAUGAAAUGAUGGAUUUGAAGACAUGCUCACUUUUAGAUAUAUUUGACAAUACUGAUAAGUAGAAAGUAAAAUUUUGGUUUGUAUAAUUUUCUAAAUUGGCAAAUUUAUUAUAGAGCUGAAUGUUGUAAAAAUUAUAUGUGAUCUCGGUUUUUAACACAUUUGCCAUUUUGCAUCACUUGUUUUCUAGCAGUCUUGCCAGAGGUCAGCAGACAUCACAGUUCAAGCUAGCUGUAUGUACUGUAUAUGUAUUUAUUUGUCCCAUGUACAAAUAUCAUACAUAUAUAUACAGCCUCUUCUCACUUAGCGACAUACUCAUUUACCGACGACUCAGACCUAUGACGGGCUCUGACCAGUAUGCAUACCUAAAUAAUGUAUAUUAGAGCUGAUUUCCUCUAUUCUGUUUAUUACAAUAUACAGUACACUACUGUAUAAACAUUUAAAAAUACAUGUAUACAAGAAAUGUUAUAACAAGUGCAAGGUGAUAUUAAAACAGUAUCAAAGAUGGUUGACACAAACCCACUACCAUU